CAAAAUCCCGUUUCCUCACUCUCUCUCUCUCACUCUCUCCCUCUGUAUUUGUGUCUGUUUGGCCUUUUCCAUUCGGCCAUUGCGUGUUUGCUUGUGCGUUUGCUUGUGUUGUUUUGCUUGCUUGGGUUGGAGAGAGAAUCGCGGUGGGUGGAGAAGAAAGCAGGGGAUAGAAACCAACAACAUACAGAACGAAAUUUGCGAAGAUUGUGUAAAGAUGAGAGAUGGGAUUCUCAAUUCUCUAGGAUUUUGAAUUUUCAGAGACGUUGGAGCUUGUUAUUGAGGGAAGAAUCUCUCCUUUUUCUGGAUUCUGGGCCUUUUAUUUGGAAGAAAUGGUUGGAAGAUGGAGAAGUCGGAUUGAGAUAAGUGGUUUUUAUUGAGAAACAGUCGUUUGGCAUCUGGGUUUUUGAUUGCAGAGGAUUUGAAUGGAGUUUGUAUAAAAAAGUUGGGGUUUUUUCUUGCUAUUUUUCUGAUGGCAUACUAGUUCUGGAGUUUUAAUUUCAGCUUUGGCAUCUGGGUUUUUGUAUGAGAAGUGUCUGAGUGGAUCUUGAAGGAGUUUGUAUUUAAAAGCUGGGAGGUUUCUUCCUUUCUGCUGAAAAUAGUGGUUUUUGGGGUGGAAGUUUGGCUAUUGGGAUCUGGUUUUUAUUGUGAGAGGCUUUUGAUGGAGUUUGUUGAAAAAGAAGCUAUAGAAAGUGAGUUUUUGGUUACUUUUCUGUCGAGAUAAUGGUUUGUGGGAUGAACUUUCAGUUUCUGGCAUCUGGGUUCUUACUGUAGAGGUUUUUGUUGAGUUUUUUGGAAGAUAAAAGGCUAGAGCCGGGUUGAAGUUCCAGCAAGAUUUUCAGUACGAGAGGCUUUUGAUUGGGUCCAUGGAAAGAAGUAGCUAGAAAGAUCAUCGCCUUUUACCCUUCUUUUUUUUAAAAAUUUUUUCUGCUGAAAAUGGUGGUUUUGUAGUUUGAAUAAGUGGAGUUGGUUUCCUUUUUGGUAAUGGUAAUUUUUGCAUUUGGGUUUUGACUGAGAGAAGUUAGAAGUCUUGUAUUUGGACUGGAAAAGAGGAUGGAAAGAAGAGAUUUCCUGUUUUGGGAAAUGGGAUUUCUGGUUUUAGCAUGGAUGGAGAGUUCUUCUGCUACUUUAUCUCCUUCUGGUAUAAACUAUGAAGUUGUCGCCUUGAUGGCUAUAAAGAACGAACUGAAUGACCCGCACAAUGUAUUGGAGAACUGGGAUAUCAAUUCAGUUGAUCCUUGUGGGUGGAGGAUGGUUACCUGUUCUUCCGAUGGCUAUGUUUCAGUUCUCGGGCUACCUAGUCAGAGCUUGUCUGGGAAAUUAUCGCCAGGGAUCGGAAACCUUACCAAUCUGCAAUCUGUGUUGCUGCAGAAUAAUGCCAUUUCGGGUCCUAUUCCUGCUGACAUUGGAAAGCUGGAGAAGCUUGAAACGCUCGAUCUCUCAACUAAUAAGUUCAACGGUCAGAUACCCAGUUCAAUAGGGUAUCUGGAGAACCUGAACUACCUGCGUUUGAAUAACAACAGCCUUUCUGGACCCUUGCCCGAAUCUCUGUCCAACGUCGAAGGUCUCACUCUCUUAGAUCUUUCCUACAACAAUCUGAGUGGUUCCUUGCCAAAGAUAUCAGCUAGAACUUUCAACAUUGUUGGAAAUCCUUUAAUUUGUGGCCCAAGUUCCGGAAACAACUGUUCUGCUGUGACAACCGAGCCACUUUCGUACUCACCAGAUUCUCUAAAAGGUCAGUCACAACAAGGAGGAACAAGAAGCCGUAAGGUGGCUAUUGCUUUUGGUGCAAGCCUCGGUUCUGUAUCCGUAGUGAUAAUUGCUGUGGGGCUGCUCCUUUGGUGGCGGCACCGACACCAUCGACAGAUUUUCUUUGAUGUUAAUGAUCAAUACGAUCCAGAGGUGUGCUUGGGACAUCUGAAGAGGUACUCAUUCAAGGAGCUUCGGGCCGCCACCGAUCAUUUCAAUUCGAAAAAUAUUGUAGGGCGGGGAGGUUUUGGGACUGUGUACAAAGGUUGCUUGCAAGAUGGUACCCUAGUGGCUGUAAAAAGGUUAAAAGAUUACAAUGCGGCGGGCGGUGAAGUUCAAUUCCAGACAGAAGUGGAGCUGAUUAGUUUGGCCGUGCACCGCAAUCUUCUCCGGCUUUGGGGGUUCUGCUCAACGGAGAACGAGAGGCUUCUUGUCUACCCUUACAUGGCAAAUGGAAGCGUUGCCUCUAGAUUAAGAGAUCACAUUCAUGGUAAACCAGCUUUAGAUUGGCCGGGGCGAAAGAGGAUAGCAUUAGGAACUGCCCGGGGGCUAUUGUAUUUGCACGAGCAGUGUGACCCAAAAAUAAUUCACCGUGACGUGAAAGCUGCCAACAUUCUUCUCGACGAAGACUUCGAAGCCGUCGUCGGAGAUUUUGGGUUGGCAAAGCUCUUGGAUCACCGGGACUCACACGUGACCACAGCUGUGCGUGGUACGGUCGGGCAUAUAGCUCCAGAGUACUUAUCGACGGGCCAGUCAUCGGAAAAAACUGAUGUUUUUGGCUUCGGUAUCUUGCUCCUAGAGCUGAUCACAGGUCAGAAGGCGUUGGAUUUUGGACGGGCGGCCAAUCAGAAAGGCGCAAUGCUUGAUUGGGUGAAGAAGCUUCAUCAAGAGAACAAGCUCUAUCUGAUGGUGGACAAAGAUCUAAAGAACAAGUUCAACCGAGUUGAGUUGGAAGAAAUGGUCCAGGUCGCGUUACUAUGCACCCAGUUCCACCCCUCCCACCGCCCGAAAAUGUCAGAAGUGGUGCGGAUGUUGGAAGGUGACGGCCUGGCCGAGAAAUGGGAGGCCUCUCAGAAGGUUGAGACGCCGAGGUCCCGAUCAUCUGAUAACACGCCCCAGAGGUACAUGGACUUUGUUGAGGAUUCUUCUCUCGUCAUUGAAGCAAUUGAGCUCUCGGGUCCGAGAUGACACCAAUUGGUCGCGGCCCACUCAUAGUGCAUUUAAGUUUGAGAUGUUGGAACUGAAAAAGAUGUGUAUGCCCAGUGGAAGAGAUUGCAUGCGUCUGAUUGGUACUAAAAUUAUGUGCCGAAAAUCUUCCACCGUCCAUUGACGGCGGGUGGGAAUCCCUAUGCACAUUCGAAAUGGGGUUCUUGAUCAAUCCUAUUUUGGUGGUGUAUGGGUGGGCCACCUGCAACCUGUCGACGGUGGGAUAUAUCUUUGUACACAAUCUUCUGUGUACCAAUGUGGACACUGUUGUGCUCUGUGAUGUUUAAUGGAAGUUGUACUGAUAAGAGUUGAAUGCAUCUCUAUUCAUCUGUACAAAAAUGGAAAAAAGGGGUAAAGGAGUUUGUUGAGAAAAUUCUGACAUCUUCUAAUAUGUUGCUUAUGAGUUAUGAUAAGGGGAAUGACAAGCGUUCAAGA
This is a messenger RNA of Magnolia sinica, 3387 nucleotides long. Its product is annotated as protein NSP-INTERACTING KINASE 3. Gene Ontology annotation, molecular function: protein binding; protein kinase activity; ATP binding. Gene Ontology annotation, biological process: protein phosphorylation. The transcript is spliced from 11 exons. Lineage: Eukaryota; Viridiplantae; Streptophyta; Magnoliopsida; Magnoliales; Magnoliaceae. The record is from RefSeq and is a predicted model, not a curated record. Bases 1051 to 2934 code for a protein of 627 amino acids.